This is a messenger RNA of Cyprinus carpio (common carp), 1286 nucleotides long. Its product is annotated as derlin-2-like. The record is from RefSeq and is a predicted model, not a curated record. Gene Ontology annotation, molecular function: ubiquitin-specific protease binding; misfolded protein binding. The transcript is spliced from 7 exons. The coding region runs from base 291 to 1025 and encodes 244 amino acids. NCBI's taxonomy places the organism in Eukaryota, Metazoa, Chordata, Actinopteri, Cypriniformes, Cyprinidae. Gene Ontology annotation, biological process: endoplasmic reticulum unfolded protein response. Gene Ontology annotation, cellular component: endoplasmic reticulum membrane; Hrd1p ubiquitin ligase ERAD-L complex.
CUUAUAUCCACGUGGAGGUGCUGAAGCGACUGAAAAGCCUGGAUUUCACACUCCGCCCCUACUAAAACUCUUAUAUCCAGACGCAAACAUUAUGAACCUUUAAAAAUAAACAGUCUACAGCUAACGCUAAACGUGGACAUGGAUUUACGGAGUCAUAAAGCCUAUCCACACUGAACCGAUCGAUCGUAAGUCAGCGUCAAUGUACGGAGAUGUGUUUUGGGGGCUAAGUGACAACACGGAUACGCAGUGAAAGUGUGCUGAAGAGUUGUUAAAUACGCCGGAGAAACAUCAUGGCAAACAGCGUCACUCAAGAGUACAUGCAGAUCCCAGCCGUCACGCGAGCUUAUACUACAGCAUGCGUCCUGACAACUGCAGCUGUGCAGUUGGAGCUCAUCACACCGUUUCAACUCUAUUUUAACCCUGACUUGAUAUUAAAGAAAUACCAGAUAUGGCGACUGAUCACAAACUUCUUGUUUUUUGGGCCUCUUGGAUUCAGCUUCUUGUUCAACAUGAUUUUUCUAUAUCGUUACUGUCGAAUGCUGGAGGAAGGCUCCUUCCGUGGUCGAACGGCAGAUUUUGUCUAUAUGUUCCUGUUCGGUGGUGUUCUUAUGACUCUCUUCGGUCUAUUUGCCAACCUGUUCUUUUUAGGACAGGCUUUCACUAUCAUGCUGGUUUAUAUCUGGAGUAGAAGGAACCCUUAUGUCCGCAUGAACUUCUUUGGCCUGCUCAACUUCCAGGCCCCAUUCCUUCCCUGGGUGCUCAUGGGAUUCUCGCUGUUACUGGGCAACUCCAUUGUUAUUGAUCUCUUGGGGAUUGGUGUAGGACACAUCUACUACUUCCUGGAGGAUGUAUUUCCUAACCAGCCCGGAGGCAGAAAGCUGCUUACCACUCCUGGAAUUUUUCGAGUUUUGUUUGACAUGCCUCAAGAAGAUCCGGAUUAUGCCCCUCUUCCAGAAGACCAGAGUGGAAUAUCUGGACAAGGUGUAGAAGAUGAUGGCCAAGGUCAAAAUGAUGAAGAAAACUGAAGGUUUCAAUACCACAAAGACAGCAAUAAAUCUUGUCAUGCUUUUAAAGUCCUCCUUGCUUUACUUGGGGAAGUUUGUGUCUGCAUGUCAAGUUUUGUAAGUCAGACUGUGUAAUGGAAGACACUCUUUGUUAACGGGGCGAUGCUUUAGCACACGGUCUACUUUGGAUCCAGGAAAGCCGGAGACUAUGGCCACCUCAGUGCCUUUGUGUACAAAAUAAAUGGAUCCAAAUUUUGCAUUCAGUGCCAUGUUCGUCACAAA